AUGAAAUGGCCACUAUGUUUUCAAAGAGCUGUUGAUACUUGGGAAAGAAGGUCGAAAGCUGCUGGCCUCAAAGUUAUGGCUGACCAUAACGGCACUUCAAAUCCUGAAAAGGCUAAUGCUCAACUCAAGAAAGCUGGAGAAAUUUUUGAAUCUUUAGGGAAGGCAGAUUCUGCUACUUGGACUAGGCACCGGAUGGUGAGACCAAAGCUUGGUCAAGCUUUCACAACAAGUACUUCUAAGAGGCUGAGAGACAAAGUUUGGUUAUGGCAUAAACGUCUUGGGAUGCCUCGUUCGAGUCAUCGUGUUCCGUUCCCAUUAAGUACAAAUAAAAGUUUGGUUCCCUUCUCCCUUAUUCAUUCUAAUGUUUUGGGGCCUUCUCAAAUAGCUACUUUGGCUAGAGCUCAAUGGAUCAUGGCUUCAUACAUCAAUGCUCGUGUCCAUAUACUCCCCAACAAAAUAGGGUGGCUGAGCGAAAGAACUGACUGUUCCAAGAACAAGACAUACAUUUUUCAGAAGCAUAGGAGGAGAAUCUUUAGCGAAACACCUCAAAUUUUCUGGACUUUUUCACAAUGGAAGAGAUUCAGCAUCAAAGUGACCGGUCGCCCCUCCAAAACGACGGUUGCCCUCCUUAUUCCUUCACAGGCGGAGCCACUGUGUCAAAACGACUGGUUGCUUUGUCCUCUUUUGCCCAACAUUGAGCCUAUGUCUCUAGUGGAAAACAACCAGUCGACUCCAUGCUGCCAAAAUCAAGAGGAGGAAGUUGAACUGUUUUAUGAGAUUUUGCCUGCUCUAGACCUGCUUUUAGCUCUAGUACCACGCCAAUCACCUUAUGAGGAAUUCAUUCAGGUAACAUCUCCCCCUGAAUCUAAUAACACUAAUGUGAAUUUGUUGCUCCCAACCUUGUCAAUAGGUCCCAUGAACGGUGACGUUCCGCCGUAA
Messenger RNA from Prunus armeniaca (apricot), 939 nucleotides. The record is from the annotation of a GenBank genome assembly. NCBI's taxonomy places the organism in Eukaryota, Viridiplantae, Streptophyta, Magnoliopsida, Rosales, Rosaceae.